UGUAUUAUAUAUGUAGGCUGUUGCUGGGCAUUUUCUGCAGUGGCAGCAGUGGAAGGGAUUAACCAAAUCCAAACUGGGGAACUGAUCUCACUGUCCGAGCAACAACUUCUGGACUGUACCAGCAGCUAUGGCAACAAAGGCUGCGAUGGUGGUUUCAUGACUAGUUCCUUUCAAUACAUCCAACAAAACGGAGGAAUUGCCAGCGAAGAAAACUACCCGUACCAGGCUGUGGAGGGAACAUGUAACGCUAAUCAGCCUGCUGUCCAGAUCACUGGUUAUGAAAAGGUGCCUGAAAAUAGUGAAGAAGACCUACUCAAGGCUGUGUCCAGGCAGCCAGUCUCAAUAGCCAUCGAUGGUUCCGGGGCGGAGUUUAUGAAUUACCAAAGUGGGGUCUUCUCGCCCACAGAUUGUGGGACGAAACUGACCCAUGCUGUUACCGCCGUUGGGUACGGUACGACUGAGGACGGCACUAAGUAUUGGUUACUCAAGAAUCAAUGGGGUGAGAGCUGGGGUGAAAAUGGCUACAUGAAAAUUCUUAGGGAUGCUGGUGCCCCAGAAGGUGUCUGUGGCCUUGCUCAGCUGGCUAGCUAUCCGACUGCAUAAUCUAUAUAUAUUUAUAUAGGCUAUUAUGGAAUCCAUAUCGAAGUGAAUGUAUUAUCAAUGGCUGUGAAAAUGCCUAUAUGGUUUAAUGUUCUCUAUAAUUCCUCUACUUGAUGAAAUUGAGGCUCAAGAACUAAUAACAUGGGUUACUACUUGUACUCCUAUUCAUUCCGCCAAACUGCCCAAAGUCUUAUUAUGCAUAAAUUACGAUGGAUUACAGGACCGACGACCUCAAAAGUCUCAUUGGUCUUUGCCGAAUAGAAAAAAAUAACAAAUCAAGUCUCUUUUUUCUCUGGUUUUUUCCCAUUUGGCAGGGAAGACCUCAAUGCACUGAAGACAGUUACCCAUACCAGAGUCUGGAUGGAACUUCUGGUCACGAAGAGAGGUGCCUCCCAAUAGCAAAAUUGACCUACUCAAGGCUGUGUCCGGGCAACCUGCAGUUUCUGUUGCCAUUGCCGCCACAGGAGAAGCAUCUCGGCAUGAGGAUGCCCCAGAAGGUGCUUGUGGCCUUGCUCAGAAAGCUUUCCAUCAACAAGGCUUUCUGAAUCAUAUGGUUAUUGUCAUGUAACUAUAAAAUCUUGUCGACUUCACCUAUAGCUGUAGACCGAACCCAAGACUACCAGAUUCUCCUUUUUCAUAUUUAUGCAGAAUUACUAUUAUUGGUUGUGAAAA
Molecule: messenger RNA, 1272 nt
Organism: Prunus mume (Japanese apricot)
Lineage: Eukaryota; Viridiplantae; Streptophyta; Magnoliopsida; Rosales; Rosaceae
Source: RefSeq, a predicted model, not a curated record